AAACUCUUUGAGAAGGAAUUUGCACAGCUUAUGCCUCACCAAUACAGAAUCUUCCAUCAGUACAGGGAAAUCAAACAGAAGAAAGAGAAUCUGAGGGCUGAUGAGUGUGUUCUCCAAAUAGAUUUCAGUGAGAAUUAUGCAUGCAAGGCAGAAACAGAAACUCAGUCCAUGCACUUUGGUGGCAGUAGGAAGCAGAUCUCUCUGCACACUUGCCAUGCAAUGUUCAGAGAUCAUGUUAUCAGGUGUUAUUGCACUCUGAGUGAAGACCCUCGUCACUGUGCUGAAUCAGUCUGGGCCCAUCUUGCUCCAGUUUUAGAUGAUCUGUCCAAGACUGGAAUUACGACGAUUCACUUUGUCUCUGAUGGGCCAACUACCCAGUACCGAAAUAAAACAAAUUUUUAUCUCCUUGCAACAUUGCCAUUCACUCAGUGGAAUUUUGACCAGGUCACAUACAAUUUUCUUGAGGCCAGUCACGGCAAAGGGCCAGCAGAUGGAAUUGGCGCUGCAAUUAAGAAUGGGGCUGAUAGGUUAGUAGCCCAUAGGAAAGACAUUCUUGAUGUCAAGCAGUUGCUUGAGUCAUUGCAGAACACAGUCAAUGUUAAAAUGUAUGAAAUAUCAACAGCACAGAUAAGCUCCCUUGCAGAUUCCAUGAAAGAUGUCCACCUCCAGCCAGUCCCAGGUACUAUGAAGAUUCAUCAGCUGAUGACAUCAAAACGUCUUCAGGGAACAGUUUUCCAUCGUCAUUUGCCAUGCUUCUGUAGUUCUGGUGACAGCGAGUUCUGCACAUGCCACUCACGGAUGAAGUUUCAAGUUGAGAAUGCAAAAUGCAAGAGAGUGGAUUCAGUAGUGUCGAGGAUUGAAAUGAAUUUAAGUAGGGAACUGGUUACAAAAUUUGAAAAACGCAUAGCUGAAGGAUAUGACGUAAUCAUUGAGGAUUUAGAUACCUUGGAUGAGAGCAGUCGACUUGAGUAUUUACACUGGAAAGUAUGGAGGGCUGUGAAGCUGCAAGAGGACAGAGGUGCUGAUAGUGACGAUGAUAUACAGGAUUGCCCCGUCGAAUCUGAUUCUGAUGAGCCUGAUAAGUCCGACCAAGACUGGGAACCGGAAGAAGCCUCACCCAGUGCUAAAACUCAAAGCCAAACUUCUCUACUGUAA
Molecule: messenger RNA, 1155 nt
Organism: Priapulus caudatus
Lineage: Eukaryota; Metazoa; Priapulida; Priapulimorpha; Priapulimorphida; Priapulidae
Exons: 1
Coding region: 31-1155 (374 amino acids)
Source: RefSeq, a predicted model, not a curated record